This is a messenger RNA of Ipomoea nil (Japanese morning glory), 2078 nucleotides long. RefSeq lists its product as uncharacterized. The coding region runs from base 397 to 1755 and encodes 452 amino acids. The record is from RefSeq and is a predicted model, not a curated record. NCBI's taxonomy places the organism in Eukaryota, Viridiplantae, Streptophyta, Magnoliopsida, Solanales, Convolvulaceae. The transcript is spliced from 4 exons.
UUUCACGCGCGGAGUUAACGUCCACGUCAUCGUAACAGCGUACGAUGACGGUUAUAGAAAAUCCAUUGUGGACCCCACGUAACACAUGUCAGCAGGCAAAGCAUUCCUACUCCUACCCCACUUCCAUCACAACGAAACCUUUUCCAUAUCAAAAUAUCGCCGCGGAAAUCUCGGGGAUUUGCAAUUCAGUUACCUUACCUUACCUGCUAUAAUUCUCGCCCGUUUCUUCUCCCAUCAUCUUCUUCUUCUUAUCCCAUCCAUAAAUGCCAUACAAAAACCCUAAGCGUUUCUUCCAGAAACCCUAAAUCCUGCAACGACUGCCGGGGAGGAUUCACGGCUCUCAUCAUCAUCGGCGGCGGCGGUAGCUGAAGCAGUUCGGCGUCAUCGGCGGCCGGAAUGGACAACGACGGAACCAAGGAUGAACGAUCGUCUAAAAGAGCGAAACCGUACAAGCCGCGUAAAGAAUCCAUCGCAAGUGAAGACCGUAAUCAGGUGCUCUCGCCGGCGGCUAUAUCGGAGUGGCCUGAGAGGGAAGUAUUAAAUAUGGAUGCUGCCAUGGAUUAUCAAGGGGAGCCGCACCUUCAAAAAUCUCUAUUUGCUUCACGAACUUCCCCAAACUCGUUGUCUCAAUUGCUCAAGCACCUCACAGAUGAGCAAAAAGAGGCGGUACAGGAGAUUGGUUUUGGUGGGUUGCUUCAUCUUUCCACUGAACGACUUGCUUCAUCACUGUCUUAUUGGCUUGCGAACAGCUAUGAGGUAGCUGAUCAAACAUUAUACGUGGAUUUCAGUCGUGGAAAGAAGAUAGAAAUCAAUUCAUAUGAUGUUCAUCUCACUCUUGGCUUGCCGUGCUCAGAUAAUGAGGUUGUUGAAGCAGGAAACAGUGACGAUUCUGAUGAAUGUUACAAGAAUUUAUUGGACAGAUGGCGUGAAAGUUGGAACAUACAAUGUGGAUCACCCACAGCAUCAGCAAUGCUCAAAGCUAUGAAGGCUGACAAGUCACAUGGUGAAGAGUUCAAGAGGAACUUUGUGAUACUUGCUGUGUCCACAUUGUUUGCAUCAACACAAACCAGAUAUGUGAAUUUCAAAAUUUUGAAAUCACUUAUUAAUGUUGAACAAAUAAGAGAACUUGACUGGUCUGGUUAUACGAUCAAGAAGCUCAACCAAGCGAUGGAUUCAUGGAAGGCAAAGACGGACUCUUUUUUCACUGGUCCAAUGCUGUUCUUACAGAUGCUUUACCUAGACCGUGUGGUUACUGCACAAGGGAGGAUAGUUCCAAGGGAUUUUCCUACACUAAAAGGGUGGACAUCUGAUUGCAUAUGUCAACGACUGGACUGGGAAGACAAGCAUGGAGGUUUUGGAAAGGGGCGUGUUGAAAUGCCUUAUGGACACGAGUUUUCUCGAUCUCCCUAUGUAGCUCUCUCAAUUCAACAAAUCGAAGAUGAUAGUGUACCCAAAGGGGAGGAACCAGAUUAUGAGAGGGAUUUGAAAGAUUUGGGUAAGUGCUGUGCAACCGUGGCCGUCGCCAUCAUAAACUUAAAAAGAAAUAUCACAGAAGUGUCAGAAAAAUACCCAGACUCGGCACAAGUAAACAGGGUUAAGGCAAUGGCUACUACAAUUUUUAUGGGUAACAGCUCUUUAACCCAAAAGAUUAACCAGCUUAAGUCCAUGGCUACUACACUUGUGGAUAAAACUUCUGGCACCAAACAGUUUGAGGUCAGUCAGAUUGUCACUCAAGAUGAAUGUACCUUUGCAUAAAUGGAUUGAUUGUUCAUCAUAGAAACAGAAUGGUAGUCAAUAUUUUGUAGGAAAUGAUUCUUGCCUCUUGAAUUUUCCCUCAUAUUUUCCCUCUUGAUGUGGGUGGCAUCCAUUCAUUGGGUGUCCAUGAAUUGGUGAGUCACCACUAAUUAAAAAGAGAAUUUAGUAUUUAAUUAGAUAAUGUCAUAUUAAUAGGGAUGGGAUGGAUUAGAGGGAAAAAUAUGAGUGAUCUAGCAUUACUUUAUUUUGUAUUUAUACCGUUUGACUGAAAAUAUGAUCUUCAAUUGUCAUACAAAAUAAGUAAAUAUUUAGCAUUCAAUAUA